AUGAGCUACCUUGAAGACGUGGCUUUUAUAAAGCACGCAACCAGGCAGCUACUGCGCUACCAGAAGAAACAUCUUCAACAUCAAGCCCACGCUGUAGCAAAAAUUAAUAAAAUUUGUGAAAGCCAGCGGCAAUCAGAAGAAGAAAAACAACUAAAAGAAGAGUUGGUACAUGUCUUUGAAAAAGACCUAAAAGCAUUUUUCGGGCAAACAGCAAAAGUCACCAUGUACGGUGGUAGCGUCAAUGGUUUCGGAUCCAAAAAUUCGGACAUUGACGCAUGCAUCGAAAUCAACAUAAAGUAAGCUAAAUUACUACAGUAUUAAAACUUAUUUAAUUUAAACUAUGUUUCUAAAACAAUGAAAUUCUUUAUUACCUGUAAUUGUAAGUUACUUCAGAUUGAACCCUGAAACAACAGAAGAAAGAGAAGCAAACACACAGUUGCUUGAACUUGUACAAGAGAGAAUAAACAAGAAAAAAGACAGCAUGAUAACAAAAUAUAAAAAUUUGCGAUUAAUCAAAGCAAAAGUAAGUUAUAUGUAAGCUAAAUUGUUAUUGUAAUAAUUAAUGAUUUAUUGAUAUCAAGUCAAAAUUUUUCAAAUUAUUGCAAUCAUAAUUAUUAUUAACUUUAGGUGCCUAUCAUAUGUACGGAGAUGUAUCACCCAAUGGCACGCCAGUAUUUUGAAGUCGACUUAAGUUGUGCAAACCAACUUGCAAAAAUGAAUACACGGCUGCUCCAAGAAUACUCAAGGUAAGUUAUAUAAAUUAUGUACUACGUUAUCGCAAUACAUUUUAACAUUAAAAAUCUAGAAAUCUUUGCAAAUAAUUAAAACUUAAUUUUAGGUUAGAUGAUCGAGUAAAAAAUUUAUUCUUUCUUGUGAAGAAAUGGUUAAAGAAAAACCACCUGUAUGGUUCUGUCGGUUGCAUGAACUCGUACUCGAUAAUAAACCUGGUGAUUUAUUACCUGCAGCGAGGAGUUCAUCCCCAGAUACUACCGGUAAUGCACAACUUGGUACCAGACUUGGAGAACAAGCUUAAAAAUAAAGAUAACAUUUGCUGCAAAUGGAGUAAGUUUUUAAAAUUUGCAUUACAAAAAGAAUGUAACUUUGUUAACAAAUUGUUAACGUAUUUUUAACAUUAUUAUUAAAAAUUUUCAAUUGCAGCGCCACAAAAUACGGAGAUGACAACGCUACUGCUCUUUAUCGGGUUCGUAACAUUUUACAACCGAUUCAGAUUCAGGGACUACGAAAUUGACAUCAGAGAAGCGUCAUUAAAACCAAGGUAUUAAUUUUUUAAAACUGCUAUUACAUAUUUAUCUUGUGUCUAGUUUACCAAACUUUUAUAUAUAAUUUUCAAUCCAACAAUUAUAAAUUUCAGACAAACCAUAAAACACAGCAUCGCUAUUAACUGCCCGGUUAAUGGAAUGGUGCCAUCAAGAGGGUUCUUUGCUGUGAACCAUUACUUAUUCAAGCACCUGCUCCGCGAAACCCAUGAAGUUUUUUGGUACGACAUACCCGAUGCUACGCAUGGAGAAAAAGGACGCAUCCUUCAUAGAUUUAUAGGAAACCUUUAA
Bursaphelenchus okinawaensis is the source of this 1568-nucleotide messenger RNA. Lineage: Eukaryota; Metazoa; Nematoda; Chromadorea; Rhabditida; Aphelenchoididae. The record is from the annotation of a GenBank genome assembly.